AUGGCCUUCAACAAUAGAAACCUCCACGGCGCCGCCGUUCCCGUCUUCAUUUUUCUGAUCCUUGUGUCCCUUGCAUCGCCAUCUUUGGCGGGAUCGGAGACCGAUACUCCGGCGCACUGUGCCAUGACGAAAGAAGAAGGAAAGUGUCACGACAAGGGAGAGUCAUUGAAACUGAAGCUUAUUGCCAUAAUUACGAUACUAGUGGCAAGUAUGAUCGGUGUGUGCUUGCCGAUGUUUUCACGCUCCAUACCCGCGCUAAGACCCGACAGAAAUUUAUUUGUACUCGUAAAGGCAUUUUCUUCGGGUGUAAUUCUGGCAACCGGGUACAUGCAUGUGUUGCCGGAUUCGUUUGACUGCUUGACAUCGGAAUGUUUGCCGGAAGAUCCAUGGAGGAAGUUCCCAUUCACGACGUUUGUAGCAAUGCUGUCGGCAGUGGCGACUAUGAUGGUGGAUUCAUUUUCCAUGAGUCUGUACAAGAGGCAUUGCUCCAGAUCAGUUGUUACUGAGAGACUGGAAAAUGGGAAUACGUCUGAGCAUGGUCAACAUCAUCUCAAACCACAUGAUGAAACAGAAUCACAAUUGUUGAGGCACCGUGUUGUGGCUCAGGUGUUAGAGCUGGGAAUUAUAGUACAUUCAGUAGUGAUUGGUCUAGCGAUGGGAGCGUCUGAUAACCAUUGCACCAUCAGGCCACUGAUUGCAGCCCUUUGCUUCCAUCAAAUGUUUGAAGGCAUGGGACUUGGUGGCUGCAUAUUACAGGCUGAGUAUAAAUGGAAAAUGAAAGCAAUCAUGAUUGUGUUCUUCUCGGUGACCACUCCACUUGGAAUCGUGCUGGGAAUUGGGUUAUCGAAUGUAUACAGUGAGAACAGUCCAACAGCACUGAUCGUGGUGGGACUAUUAAACGCUUGUUCAGCUGGGUUGCUGAAUUACAUGGCGCUGGUGGAUCUUUUGGGAUCUGAUUUUAUGGGGCAUAAACUUCAAAACAAUCUGAAACUCCAGGGGUGGGCUUAUUUUGCAGUUUUGCUAGGUGCUGGAGGUAUGUCCUUGAUGGCAAAAUGGGCUUAG
Molecule: messenger RNA, 1062 nt
Organism: Carica papaya (papaya)
Lineage: Eukaryota; Viridiplantae; Streptophyta; Magnoliopsida; Brassicales; Caricaceae
Product: fe(2+) transport protein 1-like
Biological process (GO): zinc ion transmembrane transport
Cellular component (GO): plasma membrane
Molecular function (GO): zinc ion transmembrane transporter activity
Source: RefSeq, a predicted model, not a curated record